AUGGCGACACUUACUGUCCCUGCACAGGUCCCUGAUGUUAAUGAAGAUUGUGAGCAGCUCCACAAAGCCUUUUCGGGAUGGGGAACAAAUGAAGAUCUAAUUAUAACGAUACUUGCUCAUAGAAAUGCAUCUCAACGCAAGGCAAUUCGAGAAGCGUAUGCUCAAACUAAUGGAGGGGAUCUUCUUAAAACACUUGACAAAGAACUUACUAGUGACUUUGAGAGGUUAAUAUCAAUGUGGACGCUUGAACCUAUGGAACGAGAUGCGGUUUUGGCGAAUGAAGCUACGAAAAAAUGGAGUGCAGCCGAUAGAGUCCUUGUGGAAAUAUCAUGCACAAGAUCCAUGCAUGAGUUACUUAUGGCUAAGCAAUUUUAUCACUCAAAAUUUAAGAAAUCAAUUGAAGAAGAUGUUGCUCAUCAUACAACUGGCGAUUUUCGAAAGUUUGUGUUGCCGCUUGUGAGCUCAUACCGAUAUGAAGGAAAUGAAGUGGAUUCGGGGCUUGCGGAAUCGGAGUCUAAGCUUCUUCAUGAACAUAUUUCAAACAAAGAAUAUGCCCAUGAUGAUAUCAUUAAGCUCCUAGCCACAAGAAGCAAAGCACAAAUUAAGGCAACCUUGAAUCACUAUAAGGAUGACUUUGGACAAGAAUUGGACAAGGACUUGGAAAUCGAUCCCAGUAACGAGUUUUUGGCAAUGCUAAGAGCGACAGUCAAGUGUUUAGUAUGCCCGGAAAAGUAUUUUCAAGAGGUUAUUAGUUUGGCAAUAAACAAGAAAGGGACAGACGAAGGGGCACUAACUAGAAUCGUGGCUACUCGAGCCGAAGUUGAUAUGAAGAUCAUAAUGGAUGAGUAUCAACAACACAAUGACGGACCUCUCGAUCGUGCAAUAGCGAAGGACACUCAUGGCGAUUAUGAGAAGAUGCUUUUGGCUCUCAUUGGACAUGAUGAUGCUUGA
Molecule: messenger RNA, 951 nt
Organism: Impatiens glandulifera
Lineage: Eukaryota; Viridiplantae; Streptophyta; Magnoliopsida; Ericales; Balsaminaceae
Product: annexin Gh1-like
Exons: 5
Coding region: 1-951 (316 amino acids)
Cellular component (GO): cytoplasm
Molecular function (GO): calcium ion binding; calcium-dependent phospholipid binding
Source: RefSeq, a predicted model, not a curated record